CUGCCCACGGCCCCGGCGGGCAGCUGGGACUAUGAACCAGAAAGCGCGGCGCUGCCUGGGCCACCUCUUUCUCAGCCUGGGCAUGGUCUACCUCCGGAUCGGUGGCUUCUCCUCGGUGGUAGCGCUCGGCGCGAGCAUCAUCUGUAACAAGAUUCCCGGCCUGGCUCCCAGACAGCGGGCGAUCUGCCAGAGCCGGCCCGACGCCAUUAUCGUCAUAGGAGAAGGCUCCCAAAUGGGCCUGGACGAGUGUCAGUUUCAGUUCCGAAACGGCCGCUGGAACUGCUCAGCCCUGGGCGAGCGCACCGUCUUCGGCAAGGAGCUCAAAGUGGGGAGCCGGGAGGCUGCCUUCACCUAUGCCAUCAUUGCCGCCGGUGUGGCGCACGCCAUCACGGCUGCCUGUACCCAGGGCAACCUGAGUGACUGCGGCUGUGACAAGGAGAAGCAAGGCCAGUACCACCGGGACGAGGGCUGGAAGUGGGGUGGCUGCUCUGCUGACAUCCGCUACGGCAUCCGCUUCGCCAAGGUCUUUGUGGAUGCGAGGGAGAUCAAGCAGAAUGCCCGGACGCUCAUGAACUUGCACAAUAAUGAGGCAGGCCGGAAGAUCCUAGAAGAGAACAUGAAGCUGGAGUGCAAGUGCCACGGCGUCUCCGGCUCUUGCACCACCAAGACCUGCUGGACCACACUGCCACACUUCCGGGAGCUCGGCUACGUGCUCAAGGACAAGUACAACGAGGCCGUGCACGUGGAGCCAGUGCGAGCCAGCCGCAAUAAGCGGCCCACCUUCCUGAAAAUCAAGAAGCCGCUGUCUUACCGCAAGCCCAUGGACACAGACCUGGUGUACAUUGAGAAAUCACCCAACUACUGCGAGGAGGACCCAGUAACAGGGAGCGUGGGCACCCAGGGCCGCGCCUGCAACAAGACGGCCCUCCAGGCCAGUGGGUGUGACCUCAUGUGCUGUGGCCGCGGCUACAACACUCACCAGUACGCCCGUGUGUGGCAGUGCAACUGUAAGUUCCACUGGUGCUGCUAUGUCAAGUGCAACACGUGCAGCGAGCGCACUGAGGUGUACACGUGCAAGUGAUCCCAAGCCCCGCCACACUCCCUGCAGCCGCCAGCCGCAGGGUCGACUUCAGGGAGGACCGUGUCGCCUUCAGUCUGGAAUCACCCUGGCAGGCGCUUCCAAGACCUUCACAGGGUACCCCAGGAGCACGGAGGCUGUCUUUACUCUGCGGAGGGCGCCUCUCCUCGGCUUCUCCCAGGCCCCUGUGGAAACCCUCUCCAGGGUCCUGGACUGUUCCAUGACACGCCCACAUGCUGCUCCACCCCGCCCCAGACACUGCCCUGGACAGCAGGAGCUCUGGACCCCUGGACCUCAGCGUCGUAAUAUUUAACAGUUUAUUCUGAUAGAAAUAAUAUUAAUUUAUUUAAUUAAAAAGGAUUCUUUCACCUCAUCAGGAUCCCUUUUCUGCAAUCAAAGUGGACUGCUUGCUUUCCUUGUGGGAUCCCCCGUGUCUGCUUGUCACUAGACAAGGAGCCAAGUGGAACUGUCCCUAAUGACUCUUCCUGCCUACAUCUCGACUAGUCGGCUUUGCAAGUAUCCUUUGUAGCACUAGAUGUUCCAGGACAAAAGCGGACGCCCUUUAUAUAUACCUGUAUAGACAUAGACAUAGAGAGAUACACACAUUUAUAUUUUUGGCUGUUUGCUGCUACAUAUCCGGAAAGCUAAGCUGGUCCCAGUUUGGAGUUCUUUCCCAGAAUAAAUGUCCAGUACUUUU
Messenger RNA from Echinops telfairi (small Madagascar hedgehog), 1775 nucleotides. RefSeq names its product Wnt family member 7A (gene WNT7A). Bases 32 to 1081 code for a protein of 349 amino acids. Gene Ontology annotation, molecular function: cytokine activity; frizzled binding. Gene Ontology annotation, cellular component: extracellular region. Gene Ontology annotation, biological process: multicellular organism development; neuron differentiation; cell fate commitment. NCBI's taxonomy places the organism in Eukaryota, Metazoa, Chordata, Mammalia, Afrosoricida, Tenrecidae. The transcript is spliced from 4 exons. The record is from RefSeq and is a predicted model, not a curated record.